AUGGCGUCACGUGGACGAGGGGCAGCAGGGAAACGUGGGAUUUUGCCGAACCUUUCCCUGGCGGGGAAACGGGAGGGUAAAGGAGUUGCACCGUCACAACCAAAGAAGAAGAGGAGCGAUCGAAAUGAUUAUCGUGGUGGGCGAGGUCGUGGUCGAGGAGGACAUGCCGGAAAAGAGCGACUUGGCCUUAUAGAGUCUUCCGGUAUUUUCUCGGAAGGUUUGAGCGGUGCUGACCCCAGUCGUCGUAAGGUGAAAGUUGAAGGCGGCGAGGCUUACGUUGGUACAGUUCCUCGGAUAAAGGAAGAAGUAACGUCUGCAGGCGAGAAGGCUGGUAACUAUCAAACUGGAUACGACGAAAUCUGGGAAAGUGAUGAAGAGGGCGAUAUGAGGGAGCUUAGUGAACUUUUGAGGGAUGGGUUUAUUUCUGACUAUAAGCAUGGAACUAUUCUGCCGCAUGUUCUCCCUCUCGAGCUGCAACCUCAAUUUGUGGAUUUGAUGCAUAAGAGUGUACAACAGGAAAUUAUCGACGAAGAGGAAGAAGUGAAGGCAGAAAUUGAGCUGGAUAUCAAAGACCACAUCUUACUGGAUGAUGAUGUGGAUCAAGAAAUGGACGAUGGCGAAAGUCCCACUGGUAAGCGCAGCAGAAAAGCAGCUCGCAUAUUCAAGAACCUUGACAAAGAAACGCGUGAGAAUGAUCUUUUCAUGAUCCAGCUACCGAGCAUUCUUAAGAUCCUUAGCCAAGAGUGUCCAUCUGAUGACAAGAUUGUCUUUCCUUCUGAUCAACCAAACGGUGAUACAAAACCUAUCUUGCAAGGCAACGGCACUUCCACUUCUACUGAGAAGCCUACCGUAGAGCAGUUAAAACUUCCUGUAGGUCGUCGUGUCGGCAAAUUGGUAGUUACGAAAGGAGGUCGUGUCUAUCUUCGAGCAGGUGGGCAUUCCAUGGAUGUGGCUCAUACAGCAUCAGAAAAUCAACAUCAGGACGUUGUUAUGGUGGAAACGAGCUUGAGAGAUGGUCCUACUAUGUAUAACGGCGCUGGUCGCUUUACUAACAGUAUGACCAAUCGAGGGACGAACGCCAUUUAUUACAUGGGUCAAGUACGACAUCAUCUUACUGCAUCUCUCGACUGGAAGCAGCUGAGACCUAUUGGAAUGGAGAAAUCAAAAUCUGCGCCAUCCGAAGUCUUGCUGUCGCCCUCAAGACGUGCUAAACCAAUGGAGGUAGAGCGCAUGAAGAAGGAGUUGAACGAAUUACAACAGCAACGAACUGCAGACAUGGUCGCUGCACUGAAGAGUGUGUUCGCUGCUGCUUAG
Messenger RNA from Necator americanus (New World hookworm), 1314 nucleotides. RefSeq lists its product as uncharacterized. Gene Ontology annotation, cellular component: RNA polymerase III complex. Gene Ontology annotation, molecular function: DNA binding. The transcript is spliced from 10 exons. The record is from RefSeq and is a predicted model, not a curated record. Lineage: Eukaryota; Metazoa; Nematoda; Chromadorea; Rhabditida; Ancylostomatidae. Gene Ontology annotation, biological process: tRNA transcription by RNA polymerase III. The coding region runs from base 1 to 1314 and encodes 437 amino acids.